AUGGGGUUGCGCACGGGUCUCAUCAUUGGGACAACCUCCUUUCUGCUGGGCACGCUCGCCAUGCACUGGACCGCCGAUCAUCUCAUCCUCUGGCAAUCACCCGUCACGUACGACUCGGUCGUGACCGCAUACACCUACUACCAGGACACCAUGGUCGACAUGCCACUCGUCUUCCAAAGGCUUUUGCACGGUUCCGGCACGCUAGUAGCGCUGCUCAUCAUCUCCAAGGCACUCGGUGGUCGUGAGAGCAACUGGCUCUUUGACGGUGCCUCGCUCUUCCUCUUUGGCGCUGCUGGACUCGUCUACUACCACAAGAUCGUGCCCAGUCUGGCAACGCUACCGCCAAAAGCUCCUUCGCCAGGAUCCGCCGCUGUCGAUGCAAGAGACGCCGUGUUUGCUCCCUUGAGAGAGAUCGCAACCUCGCAUACUGUCCUCGCAGUCGCCCUCGUCGGUGUCAUCAUCUUGCAAAGCGGGCAGUACUACAGCGAACGUCUGGAGGAACGCGAGCGCAUCGAGGAAGACGAGGCUCGCAUUCGAAGACGACAACGUCGACGCGAGCAGGAAGAGAAGCGCAAGGAUCAAGUGCAAUCCGCCACCCCGUCUCAAUCCUAG
Molecule: messenger RNA, 612 nt
Organism: Kalmanozyma brasiliensis GHG001
Lineage: Eukaryota; Fungi; Basidiomycota; Ustilaginomycetes; Ustilaginales
Product: Shr3 amino acid permease chaperone
Exons: 2
Coding region: 1-612 (203 amino acids)
Biological process (GO): endoplasmic reticulum to Golgi vesicle-mediated transport
Cellular component (GO): endoplasmic reticulum membrane
Source: RefSeq, a predicted model, not a curated record